UGUUCGAUGUUCGUCGGUAGUCCUAGCUCCUAGCAGCACACGGCAGUCCGUGCCAGGUGCUCGUCUCGCUGCAGUCAGCGUGACGCGCGCUCUUUCUAUAUCGGAACUGUUGUCGUGCUGUUUGUUUACUGUGAUAUAACUUAGCAAUCCUACAUUUAAUAUUUGAAGGCCAAGAAAGCAGUGACGUCUCAGAAUGUCUACUGAGGAGGGGGAGCCUGUGGACCUCUACAUCUAUGACCUCACAAAGGGUCUCGCUUCAUUACUGUCACCAACUAUACUUGGGCGCCAGGUGGAGGGCGUCUGGCACACGGCGGUGGUGGUGUUCGGCCGGGAGUACUUCUACGGAGGCGGCGGCGUCACCAGUUGUGCGCCGGGCAGCACCCAGCUUGGGGCUCCGUACCAGGUGGAGCGCCUCGGGACCACGUACGUGCCCUUCCCCGUGUUCCAGGAGUACAUCCAGGGGCUCGCUACUAGCUCCUACACAGGCCAGGAGUACCGUCUGCUGGAGCACAACUGCAACCACUUCAGCGACGAGGUGGCUCAGUUCGUGUGCGGAGCUCGCGUCCCCAAGCACAUCGUUUCUCAGGCCGAGCGGGACCUGCCCCCGCCGCUGAGGGUGGCGCUGCAAGCCGCCCUCGACCACCUCGUGCCGGACGGAGCGCCCGUCUACGGCGGAGUGAGACACAGUCGCCGGGACAGCCCCGACUACCUCACGCUCAACGACCAGAUCGAGGAGGCCAGAGUGGCGUCCCAGGAGCUGGACGCGAGGCGGAGCACGCUCGCGGAAAAGUUGGCGAGGAAGGAGAGGCGGAAGGAAAAGAAGAGGAGAAAACAGAUGGGAGGAGAUCAGUCAGGGGAAGAGGGGGGCGGAGUCGAACUUGGACCCGAGGACACGGAGAGGGGAGGCGAGAUGUCUGAAGCGGUGGAGGUUUUGGAGGCUCGGCCCGGACCCAGCACGCCGCCCCGCGAGGAUGAUCGCCCGCGGCCCAAAGACCCUCCCAUACUGUUCAAGGACAUAGACGGCGUGGCGGAGUACGAGGCGCUCGUGAAAGCUCUGGAGGGAGUCGACCUCAACGAGGAGGAGCGUCGCAGCUUGGACGAGUUACAGCAAUACCUGGUGGCCGGGGAGGGCUCCUGGGUGCUCGGGGAUGACUUCCUCGCCUUCGUCGGUCGCGUGCUGUCAGACUCUUGCUUGGCGUCGGCGGCGCGCGUGUCGAUGCUCCGCUGCCUGUGCUGCGCUGCGCUUCGUGAGGACGUGUCGCUCGUGCUGCAUCAGGACCGUCGCCACCACGCGCUGCUCUCAUACGCGUACAACAUCGACCGCCUCCCGGUGGACGAGCAGCUGGCGCUCCUUCUGUUCAUGGUGAACCUGUUCUCGGGUCCGUCGUCGUCGGAGUGGUUGCUGUACAUCAGCGAGUGGUCGGCGGGCGGGCCUCCUCUGUCCAACAUCCGCGUCACCACCAAGGUGUGCGUGCACGGCGUGCUGGCCCCCGAGCCGGCGCUGAGAGACGCGGGCACCGCGCUGCUGUACAACGUAGCCACCAAGGAGCGCCUGUCGGUGUGUGCGGCUCUCCGUCGCCCGCUCCCCGCCGCUGCCAAGAGCAAGGUGUUCGACGAGGUGUGUGUAGAGCUGUGCAUGGCGGCGCUCCAGCUGUGCUCGUCUGCUCCGGCCGAGGAGCUCCUGUGGCGCGCGCUGGCCUCUCUCGCCCGCCUCGCGGAACACUCACACGACGUGCCGCAACUCGUCGCACUCGUCGGACCUGACCCCAGCGCCUUCAGGGGGACCAGCCCUCGAGUGGACGAGCAGGUGGACCUCAUCACACAGAGAGUAGCGGCGAGGGGGUAGAAGGGGAGAGGGGGGAGAUGGGAGGCGACCUGUACAUAUAGAAGACGGCGGAGAGGAGGGGCGGGGGGACCGGUACAUUAUUAAUGGGUUUUUAAUGUUAUAAUUUAUAAUAAAAGUUAGACUCUGAGCUGACGAAUUCUCGAUAUAUAACUUAUACAUACAUAUAUGAUUGUCGUUUUGUUAACGUCGCCCGGCGACGAAGAGAGUUGCUAUGAUGUAGUGUGAGAUAUGAGCGGUUGAGGUUAUAAAUAAACGGUUUUAAUAAAAUGU
This is a messenger RNA of Danaus plexippus (monarch butterfly), 2116 nucleotides long. RefSeq lists its product as uncharacterized. The record is from RefSeq and is a predicted model, not a curated record. Gene Ontology annotation, molecular function: peptidase activity. The transcript has 13 exons. Gene Ontology annotation, biological process: protein modification by small protein removal. Lineage: Eukaryota; Metazoa; Arthropoda; Insecta; Lepidoptera; Nymphalidae. The coding region runs from base 194 to 1846 and encodes 550 amino acids.